AUGUUACAUGGCAAGUGUGGAGUGGCAGAAGCGGGGUUUACCUCACUGUCAUUUGCUGUUUCGGCUAGAAAGAAAAAUACAACCGAAAUUGAUAGUGUCAUAGUUGCAGAACUGCCCAACAAACAAAACGACCCGAUAUUGUACGAUAUCGUGACUAAAAAUAUGGUGCAAGGUCCAUGCGGAGAGCAUAACUUAACAAUACCAUGUAUGAAAAACGGUAUCUGCACAAAAAAGUACCCUCGACGUUUCGUAAACGAUACCCAAACCGGAGAGGACGGAUAUCCAGUUUAUCGUCGUUGUGACGCCGAAAAUGGAGGCCAGAGCAAUACGUUAAAUAUCAGAGGAAGUACUUUCAACAUUGAUAAUAGGUGGAUUGUCCCUUAUUCUCCAUUAUUGUGUAGGACGUUUAACGCGCACAUAAAUGUCGAGUACUGCCACUCAGUUCAGGCCAUCAAAUACAUUUGUAAAUAUAUAAAUAAAGGAUCUGACAAAGCUACUUUUAGCGUCAAAAACCCAAACGAUGAGGUGGAAAACUAUGUAAAUGGCCGGUACAUAAGUACAUCCGAAGCUGUUUGGCGAAUUUUAGAAUUUUCCAUUCACGAGCGACAUCCUACAGUCUUGCAAUUAGCCGUCCACUUAGAAAACGGCCAAAGGGUGUAUUUUACCACAGAAACGGCUGAACAAGUGACCCAAAACCCACGUAAAACUACUUUGCUGGUUUUCUUUGAGCUAAGUAAAGAAGAUGAAUUCGCAAAGACACUUCUAUACUACGAAGUCCCGCAAUACUACACAUGGGCCAAUAAUAAAUUCUCAAGAAGGAAGCGUGGUGAGGACGUUGUUGGCCAUCCAGGCAUAAAAAAAGAUACAGCUUUAGGUAGAGUCCACGGUGUACAUUCAUCUCAGUCAGAGUGUUUUUAUCUUAGGAUGUUGCUACAUCACGUACGCAGUCCAACCUCAUUCGAGUGCUUAAAAACCGUUAACGGAGUUAUCAAAGAGACCUAUCAAGCAGCUUUCCAUGCCAGAGGUUUGUUAGAAAACGAUGACCAUUGGGAAAAUACUUUGAGAGAAGCAUCGCUUUCGCAAUGUCUGAUUAAAAUGAGAGAGCUGUUUGUUGUCAUACUUUUAUUUUGUCAGCCAUCGGAACCAUUAAAAUUAUGGGACAAUUUCAAAGACGAUCUUUGUGGCACUGGAAAGACGUUCCUUGCAAAUUUGAUAAUUGCGAAGAUAAGACAAUCAGGAAAGAUAGCAAUAGCAGUUCCUUCGUCAGGAAUUGCUGCAACACUCCUAAAUGAUGGAAAAACUGCUCAUUCUACUUUUAAACUUCCGUUAUCUGUAAAUCUUGAGCAACAAUCUACAUGUUCUAUCCGCAAAAAUGGACCUCUUAGUAAAUUACUACAAGACGCCUCAUUGAUUAUGUGGGAUGAAUGCACCAUGAGCCAUAGAGCACAUAAUAUAGAGGCCGUGGACAGAACCUUAAAAGAUCUUAGAAACUCCUCUGCUCUCAUGGGCGGGAUUACUUUUGUAUUUGCUGGAGAUUUCCGACAGACACUUCCCGUCAUUAACAGAAGUACGCGAGCAGAUAUCAUCAAGGCAUGCUUGAAAUCGUCCCCUUUAUGGACUUCGAUUAAAAUUUAA
Messenger RNA from Metopolophium dirhodum (rose-grain aphid), 1635 nucleotides. RefSeq lists its product as uncharacterized. The record is from RefSeq and is a predicted model, not a curated record. The coding region runs from base 1 to 1635 and encodes 544 amino acids. The transcript is spliced from 2 exons. Lineage: Eukaryota; Metazoa; Arthropoda; Insecta; Hemiptera; Aphididae. Gene Ontology annotation, molecular function: DNA helicase activity. Gene Ontology annotation, biological process: telomere maintenance; DNA repair.